CCCCCCCCAUGGACGCAAAUAGUACAUUGACCAAAAACAGUUUUCUGGAUUUUGAACCAGUCUAGGCCAGUACCCGCUUGUCCUAGCCAACCACCCACCCCGGUUGUCAUGAAUAGAGUACAAACGUAUCAUGAAAGCCCAAAGCCAUGUGCGGGUGAACAACAUCAAUUAUUGUGCCUUCAUAUUUGACACUUGAACAGGAAACUCCCUCUUCGCAGUAUUAGUUAUCCUCUGACUCCUAAUAGCUCGACGAACAAAGACAAAGACUUUGGUUCAUUCACUCAUUCAUGAUGAAGGCCAACUCAGUGGCGAGUGGCUGGCAGUUGGUCUUCCACGGACCUCGUUGGCUAGCCCGCUAAGAUCAUAAGAUCAUAGUGGCACCACCAUGUCCAUACGACGGAGUGCCUCAUUUGUGGAACCUGGGACAGGUCAUGUAACCGUCAUUGAAGAAGAUCUGGGCCACCCAGAUUCGCGCGCAUUUCAUCCAUUUGUGGGUUCUUGUCGGAUGGUGUUUGCCCUUUUGGGUUUUUUAGGUUUUGCCAAUGUGUAUGCCAUGCGUGUCAAUUUGUCCUUGGCCAUUGUGGCCAUGGUUAAUCAGACGGCUGUGACACCCCCGGAUCCUCCCAAUGCCACCAACAUUUGUCCAAUCUAUCCAACACCAUUAAAUAUCACGGUGCCUAGCGAGGAUGGUCCUUUCAUUUGGGAUGAUAAAGCGCAAGGCAACCUUUUGGCGGCCUUUUAUUGGGGCUACGUACUGUUGCAAAUCCCUGGUGGUCGCAUUUCAGAGAAAUUCGGCGGAAAAUGGGUUUUCAGCAUCGGUAUUCUGGGAACUUCGCUCCUGACAAUUCUCACACCGUUUGCUGCCAAAUUCGAUUACUCGUUGUUCAUGUUUGUCAGAAUACUUGAAGGGCUUUUUGAGGGUGUCACAUUUCCCUCAAUGCAUGCGAUGCUGGCCCAAUGGGCUACUCCCACGGAACGAAGCCGCAUGGUGUCCUAUAUCUAUGCCGGAUCUCAAAUCGGUACAGCCGUAUCGACGCCCAUAACUGGGCUCUUGUGUCAGACAUUGGGAUGGGAAUAUGUGUUCUACAUAUUUGGGAGCCUUGGCUUGGGUUGGUUCUUUCUGUGGUCUCUAUUCGUGUAUGAUUCCCCCAGCAAGCACCCACAUAUUAGUGAGGCCGAAAGAACAUACAUCCAAGAAUCCAUUGGAAUUCGCAACAACCAGUUUCGCCCCAAAAUCCCGUGGAAGGGGAUUUUGACUUCGGCUCCAUUUUGGGCAAUUGUUUUUGCCCACACAUCAAGCCUAUGGGGAUUCUACACGCUUCUGUCCGAAUUGCCCACUUAUUAUAGACAAAUUCUGCACUACACUACGGAAUCGAAUGGGGUCGUGUCUGCCAUUCCAUAUGUUUUUAAUUGGCUCAUGAUACUGUUUGCCUGCAAAAUGGCAGACAUGCUUGCCACAAAGGACGUGUUAUCGAGUACUCAAAUUCGAAAGACAUUCAAUUCAAUUGGCAUGUUUGGACCUUCACUCAUGCUAUUGGCCAUGUGCUUUACCGGUUGUCACUCUACAGCCGCAGUGGGCUUCAUUUCGGCAAGUUUAGGCCUGAGUGGAUUUGCUUCCGCAGGUUACAAUGUGAAUCACAUUGACAUUGCACCGAAUUAUGCCGGAACUCUCAUGGGAAUAACGAACAUGUGUGCCAACUCCAUGGGUAUCAUCACGCCUUACUUUGUUGGAUUCAUCGUUGAUGGUCAUGAGGAUCUAUCGCAUUGGCGGACCAUUUUCCUGUGCUCCUCCUCGAUCUAUUUCCUCGGAAAUGUGAUCUAUCUUCUCUGUGGAAGUGGAGAAAUCCAAGCCUUUAACGACUCAUCGGGAGUUGGUCGCCAAGAUCGAAUUUGUUUGCUAGCAGAAGAGUCAGACGAAGAUGGUUCUCAAGAUAGCGAGGAUGACGAUAUCUUUUUCAAUUUGUUCGGCAGUGUCAAUGAUGUCUGAACUGUCUCUGUGAUACGAAGAAACUACCUCUACGUAUGCUUUGCCUCAAAAUAUUGACAUACAUGUUAAUUUGUGCUUUACUGGUAGCAACAAAAUAUUCAUGAACACCAUUGUGAGACCCCAGUCAAAAUGUAAUAUUAACAUGAAUGCGUCUCCACUUUUUUCUUUAUGACUUCUUUUUAUUAAUGGGGUCAUUUCUUCUUGCUAAUGAUUUCCUAUUAGUUCAAUAAAUUCGCUCAAAAUCUGA
Molecule: messenger RNA, 2234 nt
Organism: Tigriopus californicus
Lineage: Eukaryota; Metazoa; Arthropoda; Copepoda; Harpacticoida; Harpacticidae
Product: sialin-like
Exons: 9
Coding region: 386-1987 (533 amino acids)
Biological process (GO): transmembrane transport; monoatomic anion transport
Molecular function (GO): transmembrane transporter activity
Source: RefSeq, a predicted model, not a curated record